Messenger RNA from Toxotes jaculatrix (banded archerfish), 6908 nucleotides. RefSeq names its product adenosine deaminase RNA specific (gene adar). Gene Ontology annotation, molecular function: double-stranded RNA adenosine deaminase activity; double-stranded RNA binding; tRNA-specific adenosine deaminase activity. Gene Ontology annotation, biological process: RNA processing; adenosine to inosine editing. NCBI's taxonomy places the organism in Eukaryota, Metazoa, Chordata, Actinopteri, Toxotidae. Bases 488 to 4627 code for a protein of 1379 amino acids. The record is from RefSeq and is a predicted model, not a curated record. The transcript is spliced from 16 exons. Gene Ontology annotation, cellular component: cytoplasm; nucleolus.
CCUUUUCCUUACACGAGUCAAUCUCUUGAAUUCCCCUAAACCUUCGUGGCGUAACUGUUUAUUACCUCCUAGUUACAGCACUUCAUACAGGAUUUAUAAGCGAGCGACAUCUCAGGUGUUCACAUUGUGGAGGCUGCGGAUCGGACCUCGCUCUCUCAAAGGCCGUUUAGUGAUUUCUAAUCUAACACCUGUGCCGUUCUUACUUUGCGUACUCACUCUGUGACUCGUGUCUUGUUCGUUGCUAUUAUUUUUAUUUUUCGUGAAUUUCUCUUUAGGUCACGUGAUCAUUGGGAAGCUGCAGGAGCAGCUAAGUUAACACUACCUUCUUUUUUUCUCAGCUGACACUUUCGCUUGAACUACUUUAGGUGCUCUCAGUGUGCAACCCUGACUUUGCAUCAGGGUGUGCUGUUUGUGCUCGAGGACGUAUACUGAUAAAGGAGCUGCACAGCCAGCUGCACCGGCCCCCUUCACGCUCAUCCCCUGCGCUAUGAGCAGAGGUAGAGGAGGGCCUUCCAAAGAACACUACCAUAGACAUCCACCACCGCACCUCCAGGCCAAGGAGAAUUACAACAGAUCUGGCCCAGCCUCACUCUACCCCAGAGCUGGCCCACAGCAAAGCCCAUAUUCAAGUUAUUACAACAGCUCUGCCCCUCCUGCAGUGUCCAUACAGGCCCCAACUCCCUCUUUCAUUCCCUCCAAUCCACCGAUACCAUGCCACAGUAAAGCAGCCCCUAAACCUGUGGUCCUUCACAAUUCACAUAAUCCACGUCCCAGUCCUGAUCCAAAUUCAUUUCACUACCAACAGGUGGAGUUCCUGAGAGGACACAGCUCUGAGGCUCCACAGUUCAGAGCCAGUCCACUAGGAGGGGGAGGGGGAGUGGGAGUGGGACCCAGCAGGCCACCCAGUUCCUCAUAUCAGCUCCAGUCAGGGUACAAUAGAUAUUCAAACCCCAACAGCAGCCCUAGGUGGAGAGACGGGUAUAGCCAGGACCAGAGUUUUUCGCACCCACCCAGUGUAGGACCCACACGAGGUUCCCAAGCCCCUCGACACCUGAAUCAAAACUUUUUACAACAAAACCACAAUAAGUACUCCAACAGACAAUGCUUCCAAACAGACUCUUUGUGUGAUAAUUUUCGGAGUUUCUCUCUUCAACGAGAAAGGCCCAACAGAGGAGAAAGGUUUGACAGACAAUCUGCAUACAGCAGCUCGGCAAUCUCCAGCUUUAGUAAAGUUAACAUCACUCUCACUCCUCACAUCCAGGAUCAGGUACAGAGGGCUUUGGCUGCAUUGAAGCCAAGUGAGAGUAUCUCUGCAAAAUUGUUAGCUAAAAAGCUGCGUCUGCCCAAAAAGAUAGUGAACAAGGCCCUCUACUCUUUGGAACGCUCACAGAAAGCCUCCAAGCAAGGACUCCUCCCUCCAGAGUGGACUGUUUACAGAGGACCUCUCAGAUGCAACAGAGAUCAAAUCUCUGAUGUACAAAGUCCACCAUCCCAUCUGUGUGUCAGCUCAGAACACCCUCAAAAACCUAAAGCCAAGGUUGAGCUAAAAACAGAAACAGCAAGAAACAAGGGAGAGGCCAAAGAAGAGGACUCUGACACAGAAUCCAGUUCUUCUUACUGCUCUUCUUUAGAGUCAUCUGACUCUGAAGAAUCCCAGUCACCAGCAAAAGGUCAGCACAAAAAGAAACAACAUCCCGGCACUACCAGCUCUCCUGAUCAGGAACUUCAGCUUCCCACAAUGACAGACCAGAAGGAGCUCGUUCUGCGUUACCUCCUGCAUGCAGGGGAGGCAACUGCUCUGGUCAUAGCCAAAAAUCUGGGUCUUAGGAGUGCCAAACAGGUCAAUCCCACCCUUUAUGUUCUGGAAAAGCAAGGAGAUGUUAUUAAGAAUGGUGAAGUCAACCCUCACACCUGGGAGCUCUCCACCCGGCGCAGAGAAAGGAUGGAGAGGAUCCUCAAAGCCGCACAGAGCACCCCAGCUGAGGAGUGUCAGAUGGAGGAGGAACCUAGUAGAGAAGAGAAGGGAGGAGGGUCCAUCUUCCUGCCGUCACCACCACUACCACCAGGUCCAUGCCUCGAGCCGAUACGUCUGCUAGAAGGCUUGAUGCCAGAGCAAAGUCACAGUGAUGCGCCCCCCUCCUCUACCUCAUGUCAAGACAAAGAAACCAACGAAGGACAGUGGGCCACUGAUGAUAUCCCAGAAUUCCUCAACGCCAUUCGCCGGGAAACGGACGCUGAAAAAGUGGCAGCAGAGAGGGCCAACGCCAUGGGAACUGUUGCUGUGUCACUUGCUGCCCCACCUCCCCAGAACCUGUGGGCCAAGUUACAGGAAGUGAGGCUGAAGAACCCUGUCAGCGGCCUCAUGGAAUAUGCCCAGUAUCUGGGCCAGAACUGCGAGUUCCUGCUCCUUGACCAGUCGGGACCCUCCCACGACCCAAGAUUCCGAAUGCAGGUGAUGCUCAACGGGAGACAGUUUCCUGUCGCAGAAGCUUCCAGUAAGAAGGUUGCAAAAAAGGACGCUGCGGCGGCCACCCUGCGCGUUCUCAUCGGAGAGAUGCAGGGAGGGUCGAGCUCAGGGGACGAUGGAAAUGCUGCCAGUACGGACCAGGUCAUGGAUAUAGUCCCAGACACUAGUGGGGCAGUUGAAGGCAUGGGGGGAAUUUUUGGGUCUGGUAACGUGGAAGGGAUGGGGGCGGCAGAGGGACCUCGCCAGCCACUGUCCCGUUCCCUGCCUGGUGGGAAAAAUCCGGUGUCUGUCCUGAUGGAGUACAGCCAGCGCAGCGGGAACCCCAUCGAAUUCAUCAUCACUGGGCAGGCAGGCCCACCACAUGACCCACGGUUCAUGUACAAGGUGAAGGUCGGCGAGAGCUUGUUUGCAGAGGCCUCGGCUCCGAGCAAGAAGGCAGCCCGCCAGCUGGCAGCAGAGGAGGCCGUCAAAGAAUUAAUGGCUGACGGGAAAUUGCAGCUCAACAAGCCUCAGUUGCCCCUAGGCUCUUCCAGUGAUAGUGAUGGCCGUGGUUCUGGGACUACAUGUCCCUCUUUGCCCCCUCUGACUGCAGAUGAGUUGCGAGCAGCACACGAGGCAGGGGUUGGGGACCUCAUCAACCACCUGAACAACAACGCAGUGUCAGGUCUUCUGGAGUACGCCAGAGCCCGGGGCUUUGCUGCUGAGAUUCGCCUGGUUGGCCAGUCUGGGCCACCACAUGAGCCUAAGUUCACCUACCAGGCUAAGCUGGGCGGACGGUGGUUCCCUCCAGUCUGUGCGUCCAACAAGAAGCAGGGAAAACAGGAGGCAGCAGACGCUGCUCUACGCGUUCUGAUUGGAGAAGCUGAGAGGGCAGCCCGCACUGGGGAGCUUAUCCCAGCUGAGCUUCCAGUGAGUGGCAGCACUUUGCAUGACCAGAUAGCAAUGUUGAGCCACCAGCGUUUCAACGCCUUGACCACACGUAUCCAGCACAGCCUUCUGGGACGCAAGAUUCUGGCCACCAUUGUCAUGAGGAGGGGGGAGGGCCUGGGGACUGUUGUCAGCCUGGGCACUGGAAAUCGCUGUGUUAAAGGGGAGGAGCUGAGCCUUAAAGGGGAGACGGUUAAUGAUUGCCAUGCUGAAAUCAUCUCCAGAAGGGGAUUUGUUCGGUUUCUGUACAGUGAGCUGCUCAAGCACUAUGAUGGCGCAGAUGACAGUAUAUUUGAGCCAGGGGAGAAAAACAAACUGCAGAUCAAACCUGACAUCACCUUUCACCUCUACAUCAGCACGGCACCUUGCGGGGAUGGGGCUCUGUUUGAUAAGUCCUGCAGUGAAGCUGGGGAUGAAGUCGGGGGCCACCAACCGCUGUUUGAGAACGCUAAGCAGGGCAAGCUCCGCACCAAAGUGGAGAACGGUGAGGGCACAAUCCCAGUGGAGUCAAGUGCCAUUGUGCCCACCUGGGACGGCAUCCAGCACGGAGAGAGGCUGCGAACCAUGAGCUGCAGUGAUAAGAUCCUGCGCUGGAACGUGCUGGGCCUGCAGGGGGCAUUGCUCACCCAUUUCCUGCAUCCGAUCUACCUAAAGUCUGUCACACUUGGCUAUCUGUACAGCCACGGUCACCUGACACGUGCUGUUUGCUGUCGGCUGGCCAGAGACGGUGAUGCAUUCGCCCAGAGUCUUCCUCCUCCCUUCAUGCUGAACCACCCAGAGGUGGGCAGGGUGAGUGUGUACGACUCCACGCGUCACACGGGCAAGACCAAGGAGUCCAGUGUGAAUUGGAGCUUUCCAGACCAGCACAGUGUAGAGGUGCUGGAUGGGACCAAAGGCAAACUGGAUGGGAACAAACUGGGCGUGUCCCGUGUGUCCAAGUCCAACUUGUUCUGUCUGUUCCGCUCUCUGUGCCAGCGGUGUGGCCGCACAGACCUCCUCUCCCUGCCCUCCUAUGCCCAGGCCAAGAUGUCAGCCAUGUCCUUCCAGCUAGCCAAGCAGCAGUUCUUCCAAGCUCUCAGCGUCCACGGUUACGGCGCCUGGAUCGGCAAACCGCUGGAAGAGAAAAGCUUUGAGGCAGGGGAGGGAACCGGGAACAAUGGAGCAAGUGUCCCUGUGGGAUACGGCAGCAGUAGAAACGGAGGAGCCAUGGAGUACAAACAAGAGGAGGCGUAGAACAGUGCAGGGUGCUUUAUUAAGUGGGUAAUAUAAAUAUGUGUGGGGUGGAGAAAAGCACAAGCCAGGGGCAGAUAUGAAGAAAGGAAAAGGACAAUCAAGUAAUGUGUAGCCAGAAGCCAGAACUGUAUCUUCUGAUGGAACAUGGUUAAAGGCUGCUCAGGAAGAGUGAUGGAAACGGACAGAAUAAAAUUAGAGGGAGAUGGCAAGGGCAAAGCCUGAAGGGUGAGUGGGGUCACAGUAGACAGACAGAGCUAGGGAGAGAUUCAGGGGGUGUGUACUACAUGAAAAAGGAAUUAAUUUGAAGUCAAUAAAUCACCAUGGCAAACACUGCUGCAAAGCUGGAUUGUGUUAGCUUGCAAGAUAAUUUCUGUUUUUGGUCUGUUUUUGUUUAUUCUUUUUAUAAAUAUAUGUUAGUUUCAGAUUCUAAUUUCAGUUUGUCUUUACAGUCGUAGUGCUUUCAGCUGUUCUACUUGAUAUGUUAAAUCAUUUUUGCAGGUUCUUUGACCAUUGCAUGAGAUGAUUUGGGCCUCUUUAGACCACUGUUUCCUUAAGUAGCUGACAAGUGCUACUAAUAGGGAUUCCACCUGACAUGGUCUCAGCAUUGUAGCAGUGUUUGUAACUGUAAUUAACUUAAUUUACAGUUUAAAUCAAGAAGUGCUUAUUAUUUUUUUCUGCUCCCUGUGUUCUACUGCAUGGGAAUACAUGCAGCUGGUUUUAGGACGGCGAGCAGAAGCAAUGGGACACUCUCAGCAGGAAUCUUGAUUUUUAUUUUUAUUAUUAUUAUUUUAUAAUUGCACUCAACCGAGUUAAAUUUCUUGAGUAAACUUGGGAAUUAGUCCUCGCUCUGUACGGUACCAGCUUACAAUGUACACAAAAAGCUUUCUUUGUACAUAAGAAGAAUAUUAAUGCCAACUUUUGCUCUGAUCAGUGACUAAGAUUUUAAGCUUUUGCUCCUGUACAUACUGUGAAGACUUCAAACUGGCCCCUCUCUGAGUUAAACCAGCUGUAAGAUUUAAACUUACUGUGCGCCCUCAACUGUCCAUCCAUCCACACGGUGUUGCCAUGGUUUCCAUUAGCACAGCAUCAGCAAGUGCGACCCUUUGAUCAGUCCCACAAUUUCUCUGUGCUUUUGUGCUUUUAUAUGGAUUUACUGAUGUCAAAGCCUCCAAGAAGUACCACACUUCUGAUCUUAUUGCUUGUGUCUGUGUUUUUGAGUAUUUCUCUUUGUUUUCCUUCACGUCUGUCAAUAAGGUUAUCAGUAGCUGGCCAUGCUAAGGAUUCCUGGAAAGUCUCUACUGUCCUGCCUGCACGUUGUUUUAUACAUCUCAAUAAACAAAAAGGCUUUCAGGUUCUCUUCAGUGGCCAGUUGGUGAGGACAGUUUUGUUGUUUAAGGAGAGUGUAGUAUGUUCUUGAUGUGGUUAAAUGUAGAUGGAUGAUGCAAUAUAUACAUCGGUUAUAUACAAAUACAUGAACACACAGAUGUAUCAUGGGUCCAAAAGCCAGAGUCUAGUUCCAGAAAGUCUAAUGUAACAAAAAAACUGACACUUAUACUGUUCAAAGUGCAUGAUGCUGGCGGGGGAGGAGUGCCUGGAGCAUCUCAGACAUAUAUAGUAAUACCUUAUGAUGUUACAGUGGUCUCACAGAUGUUUAUUGUGCUUCAGGUCAGGUGGCUGCAGAGGAAACGCCAUGCAAGUCAGCACUUGCCACAGCCACUGUUUUGCUGGAAAAUGAAUCUUCCUUUAAACGGUUUUAAGCUUGAAAUCAUGCCUCUGUAGAACAGUGGCACUUCUCUCUGCUCGACAUGUAGGUAGCUUUCUUAUUCAGCACUCCUGAAGUUCAGCAUUUUAUUGAGGACGUUCUUAUUGUUUUACAAGUAGACAGAAUUUUCUCUUUACUCAUUUGCUUUAAAUACCUGUUGCAAUUCUUUAAACUUUACAUUAUUUAGAUUUACAGGUAUUAGAACAAGAAGCUUAAAGGAAAAUGUCUGUUUUAAAUGUACAGUUUUCAGACUCAGACUUUUGGACCCCACUCUUUGAGGGUUUGAGUAUAGUGCUGUGUAUAUAUAUAUACAUAUAUAAAAAAUAUAUAUAUAUAUAUAUAAAUAUAUAUGUCUGUGUGUAUGUGUAUAUGUAUAGGUUUCAUGUAUAUAUUUUGUAAAUCAUCUACAAUUGUUUUCUAUUAUUUUCCCUGGUAUUUUAAUUAAACUGCCAUGGAGUAUGCUGUUUUUUUUACCAAUGAUUACCAAAUUUGAAAAAAAUAAAAAGAAGUUUCAGUGGA